AUGGGGGUCCCGUGUGUCCCCUCUGUCGUACCCAGCCCAGGCCAUUGCCAUCAUGGCCUACACCAUGGAUGACCUGUAUGAGGAGUUCAACAAAAACAUGAGAGUGGCCGGGUGCACCCCCCAGGAAUACCGGGACAAUUUCCACUUCAAAACGCUGCAUUUCCUGCUGGCUGACGCCCUGGCCACGCUGAGGGCUGCUCAGAAGGAGGAGCAGAAAUGUCGCUGUGUGCUCCUGUGGAUAGGCAAGAACCAGUACAAGGCAAAUGUUGGUGACACCGUCCGGUUCGGUCAAUUCGCGCAGGGGUCAACUUGUGGAAGUGUCGUCUACAGUCUCGAGACUGCCACAAUGUUUGAGGUGCAGACGUGUCAUGGCGUGGUCAUCCCGGCACGCUCUGUGUACCCCUCAGAGGAGGUGCUGAUCCCACCCUUCGAGAAGUUCAAGGUCACCAAAGUCAACGGGGAUGGGAAGAGCACAUUCAGUAUGCAGCUUGAAUCCAUCGGGACCUACAGCAAAUAUAACUGCGAAUGGCUGACAGGUGGGAGCGUCCCCAGGGCACCCUGUCACAUUGGAGGACUCUUCCUGGCCACCAUAGUCCUGGCAAUGGGUACCAGCAUCCUCUGAGUCAUGAAGCCACCAAGGUCAUUGUGAUUACUAUGGUUACUCUGGCAACCAUGAUCACCAAGACCACCAGGACAGCCAGAGAAACAAGGUUACCAAGGCCACCAAGGCCACCACUGCCACUAUUGUCACCUUGGCCACCAUGGCCUCCAUAUGGUCACUGCAGCCACCAUCGGUAAGUGUGGCCAUUGCAGCCACCACUGCCACUCUGGCUACCAUGGUCACUAUAAGCACCAAGGCCACUGAGCCACAAGGCUACCACAGCCACUGUGGCCACUGUGGCUACCAAGGCCAUUGUGCAAAGCAAUUCUAGUAAAAAAUUCUUUUAGAAUUAUUGUAUCAAAACAAUUUCAUUAAAUCGUUCUAUGAAAACAAUUUUUCUAAAUAAUUCUAUGCAAACAAUUGCCUUUAAUUAUUGUGACAUAUGAUACAAUGUAAUUUGUGUAAAGUUGUACAGUCAUGUAGAAUAAGCAAUGUUUGUAUGAACAAAAUAAUAAAGCUCAGAAUCCAAAAAAAGGACCACAGACAAAAAGGACACAGAUAACUUCAUCACAUCAUUGUAACAUCCAACAAAAGCAGGACAGUCCAUAUUAACAACUAAAUGGACCUAGCCAAAGCAGAGGUGGCUCUGUGCAGGGAACACCCAAGCAAUGAGCACCCAGCAAGCACCUGCGAUUCAGGUAACCAGAGCCAUCAAGAAAACUACAUCUGAAUUCCAUCUUCCCAUAAAGGAGAACCUGUCUUCAUUAGAAUUUAUUGUCUCCCAGAAUAUGGUUUUGUCCAGCCCAAUGCAGUGAAAGAAAACCACAAGAAUUUGCAGAAUGACGAAAGAAGACAAAGACCUCCGCUCCGGGCUAAAAAAGCCUGUAUAAAACUGGGCUAAACAAAGUGGUUUGGUGAACACUGGGGGAUCUGAUGUGAUAGAGAUCAGAUCAGAGUGUGUUCACCCAUCUCCAACUCUGGGCUUCGUGUGGGCCUUUACGAUUGUGGCUGUCAUGGACCGUAUCCCAGUCACAAAAUAAAUAUAG
Molecule: messenger RNA, 1647 nt
Organism: Oenanthe melanoleuca
Lineage: Eukaryota; Metazoa; Chordata; Aves; Passeriformes; Muscicapidae
Product: erythroblast NAD(P)(+)--arginine ADP-ribosyltransferase-like
Exons: 2
Coding region: 53-622 (189 amino acids)
Molecular function (GO): NAD+-protein-arginine ADP-ribosyltransferase activity; NAD+ poly-ADP-ribosyltransferase activity
Source: RefSeq, a predicted model, not a curated record